UGAAAUGUGUAUGGUAGUGUAUGGUUAGUUUGUAUCAGGAAGUCCUCCCCAUAAUCUAUAGAAGGUAUAUAAGUCGACGACCUCCCCUACGUUUACUCUUACCUCUGGAUAUCCAAAGAAUGAAGAGGCUCGUGUUGGGUGCGUUCCUCGGCCUGUUGUGCCUGGGCCAAGCGAGGGAAGAUACGGAUGGAAGGUUCGUCGCUGCCCGCUCUACCAAGACUGCCAUCUUUCUUACCACCAGCACUACCACUUCGCCCUUCACCUGCGUCUUCGCUACUAAUGGUGUCGUUUGUCAAAGGCGACGGAGACGCUACUCUGCCAUUGACAACGUGAAAAUGAUGGGAAAGGGAUCAGUUCUAGAGGGAUCUUUGUUGGAGGUAGAAGACAGAACCAAAAGGGAUGUACCAGAACCAGCUGAACCUGAGAGGGAAGCACGCAUUGCCUUCACCUUGUGGACUACCACCACGUCUACUUACACCAUUACCUCCACUUCUAUCAAUAGUUCCACUACAUUUUCACUCUCUUUCUAUUGUACUGUUAAUGGUGCAAACGAUCCUCCUGCAUGUGGAUAAAACCAUCGUUCUCAAGACGGACCUGAGGCUGUCAGUACAUGCUCGGGAGAAUAUGUGACUAUUUUUUCUUUUGUUUUAAUACCUUGUGCAAUGAUGACGGGAAUAACUAUACUUACACUGUCCCUUUUUCUUUUCUUCCUGAAUUAAUGACAAGUGUUACAGAGCUGUGUGGCUGCUUGCACUUCCUCUGUCCCCCUUUCCCCGGCCUGACGAGCUAAGGUUCUCAAAGUCGACCAGCGCUUCACUAAAAAUAUGCUUGUAUCGAAUUUAGUAAUACAGGGGUCAAAUAUGUAUGUAUGAAAUAAAAUAUUUAUGAUAA
Portunus trituberculatus (swimming crab) is the source of this 891-nucleotide messenger RNA. RefSeq lists its product as uncharacterized. Lineage: Eukaryota; Metazoa; Arthropoda; Malacostraca; Decapoda; Portunidae. The transcript is spliced from 4 exons. Bases 21 to 572 code for a protein of 183 amino acids. The record is from RefSeq and is a predicted model, not a curated record.